Molecule: messenger RNA, 1464 nt
Organism: Eutrema salsugineum
Lineage: Eukaryota; Viridiplantae; Streptophyta; Magnoliopsida; Brassicales; Brassicaceae
Exons: 3
Coding region: 629-1198 (189 amino acids)
Source: RefSeq, a predicted model, not a curated record
CUCUAAUUAGCUUCUUGUCUUUUGUCUUCCUCCUCACGCGCAGAUUAGGUGUGGAUACAUUUCUCCUUUGAUUUUUCUGGUUUCCAUGAUCCGAUUUUAGAGUUUCGCGAGUCAUUUCGGAGAAUUAUCCUCUCUCUUUUUUGGUGUUUUCUGUCGGCAUCGAAGUUUCUGAGAUCUCUGCGUUUUUUUUUUGGAUCGAAAUUCGAGAAUUAGGGCUUUUCCGUUCGGUUCUAGGGUUUCGGAGAGCAUAGAUAUAAUGCCUUCGGUGCCCUCUAAGCUACUCGUUCUCCUUCUCCUCUCUUUGAUUCCUUCGUUGACUCCUUAUCAUUCUGGUUUGUGUUCGCAUCGUCUGAAACCUCUUGAAAAGUGUGAUUGGCGUGGUAAUCUUAGUUAACAUUUCGAUUUUCUUCCACUCUUAGUCUUCUUCUCUGCUGCUCUCUUUCAAACUUUUUAUCUCUUGUGCUCAUCUGGUCCUUGAGAUUCUCCUAGCUCAACUUGGAAGAAAAAGCUUGUGAAUCAUAAUCUUCAGAUACAGAAUCUUUGCUUCAUCGUUGGUGACUUUUUCGAUCUGCAAGUUGCAACCCACAAAGUUACUGCUACUGUGACCUAUCAUCUGCUAUAGUUGAAUAUGAGCUCUGUUUGUGGUACGUUGGAUUUCAAAGAUGCAAACUUUGGGAUCUCGACUUCGAGCCCCACGCAGUGCUCUAAUGGCUCCAAGCAUUCCUCGUUUGCUGGAUCUGAAGAUUCUCAGGAGUCUGAUGGCGAUGAAACUGGUUAUAUAAACCAAACUGCGAAUGAAGAAUCCGCUGAGACAGAUUUCGGCAAAUCCACUUUACCUCCCUCAUCUUCAGAUGAUGACGACAAGGAUGAGAACUUUACUACUACACCAGUUGUUCUCAUCCCGGCCAUAAAAGGCAGUCGGGAGAAGCACGGCUUGUCACUGAGGAAGUCAAGUGUUUCGUGGGCUGAGGACGUGUAUGAUCCUCCUCCCUCCAUAGCUUCGCACACAAGAAGCAAGAAACAGCAACACAAACCCAAGAGCAAAGACAACCACAGGAAGACCGGAAAGAAAGGACAGAAGAGCAAAGACAACUCUUCCUCUCGUAGUGGCAAGGACAAGAAGCAAGCUUCUCGCAAACACAGUCGCGAGAAAUUUGAUUGGGUAACUCAGAUGCCUAUAGUUGCAGCAUCUUCUUGAUUGCCAUUGGCUGCUCAUAAUCAAGCACACCUUCAUCACAUCUACGAGCUUGGCGUCCUCUUGUUAAAUAAAUAAUCAACAAAUCUCUUUGUGUGUGUGUUUCUUGUACACAGCUUUUCUGUGUGAGUUUCUUUUUCGGGUAAUGGAUGAUAAAAAACACACAUGUGAAGUUUUCUUGAAGUUUGUUGCUUGUUUGUUUUUUUUUUUUUUUUUAUAUGGGAUUCAGUUUCACUUUUGUGAAGAACUCAAUGAAACUUUGUUAUUGA